UUUGGCGGAGCAGCCUAUGAUUAUGGACAACCCAGACAAGAUCAGUCACAACGAAGGCGAUGUCGCUGUUCUCUAUUGCUCUGUGCUAAACCUCGGAGAGAGUACAGUAACCUGGCGAAAGAUGCCCAGCUCCGCUCCCUUGACGAUAGGCACCAAAUCCUGGGUCCGAGACACGAGGGUGCAAGCCGAGCACGUACCAUAUAGUUCCCACUGGAAUCUGGUCAUUGAGCAUGUUCGUGCCCAGGACGCGGGCGAGUACGAGUGUCAGGUCAACAGGAGAAAGCCACAACUGAGACAUAAAGUUACUCUUCUGGUCAAAGAGAAAAAUAAUACACCAUUGCCACGCAUUGAGAUCAGCGGUCAGAACGUGGUUCGGCUGGGACAUGUACUUCAACUGACAUGUGACGCCAUUCUAGUGGACAUGUCUGUGGAUACCGUCACGUGGACUAAAGAUGGAGUAUCCCUUCCUAGAAGUCAGGAUGACAGGUGUCGAGUGCACACCUCCCUCACGAUGAAUGGGCAGAACGUGGCAAUUGUGGUCAGCAAACUGGAGAUCAGGGACACCCGACACGAUGAUGCGGGUGUUUAUGUUUGUCGCACAUCGGAGAAGGUUCAGAUGGCAGGGGUUAAAGUAGACGUUCAAGGUCCGUCCUGUGUUGAUUGUCUUAUUUUCCAUGAUGCAUUGUUGAGCACUCUAAGGUGUGUUUUUAAUGUUUUUUACUUGUAUGGUUGUGUUCUCAGAAAUGACUUAUCCCGGGAACCUGAUGUUUUGCAUUGGCUAAUAUUGAAGCACAUUUUUUUUUUUUUUUUACAUAAAUAA
This is a messenger RNA of Candidula unifasciata, 820 nucleotides long. Lineage: Eukaryota; Metazoa; Mollusca; Gastropoda; Stylommatophora; Geomitridae. The record is from the annotation of a GenBank genome assembly.